This is a messenger RNA of Chenopodium quinoa (quinoa), 1440 nucleotides long. Its product is annotated as CASP-like protein 1F1. The record is from RefSeq and is a predicted model, not a curated record. The transcript is spliced from 3 exons. The coding region runs from base 740 to 1312 and encodes 190 amino acids. NCBI's taxonomy places the organism in Eukaryota, Viridiplantae, Streptophyta, Magnoliopsida, Caryophyllales, Amaranthaceae.
ACAAUAAAAUGUACUUCUUUAUAUGCAUACAUGGUCAUUUAUACCAAAUGUACAUUUACUAUAUGAAUAAUGUUCUUUAAUAUUAUCAUGUUCUUUACUAAUAUUACAAAUGUUCUUUAGAUUUACAAAAAAACAAAAAAAAACAUAUAAAACUAGAUGUUCUUUAUAAAAUAGCUAUAUGUUCUUUAUAAAACAACUAUAUGUUUUACUGAACAACUAAAUGUUCGUUCCGCCUUUUUUUAAAAGAAAACCGGAUGCACCAAUCAUGGUGCAUCCGCCUCCAGAGAAAAAAUUUCAGAAAUCACAUACGUGUUGAUUUGUAUUAUUAUUGAUUAAUACGGAGCAAUUUUUAAUAUAGCCAAAAAGUUACCAUCAACAUCUCAUCAAGGAUUUAGCUAGCCUUAAAAAAAAUUCUUCUCUCCACCUUAAUUGAUUUUUAUUUUUCUUCCUAAAGUCUAGUUAUGGUCUUCAAAAUCAUCAUUAACUCCUAUUCUCCAUUCCUUCCCCAUUUUCUUUGACUUUUAUAUAUCACUUCAUUAAUAUUUACCCUCCAAUUUUCUUCAAAUAAUCAAAUUCACUUUUUCUUUAAAACACAAAAAUUUCCUUCUAUAUAAACACUCUCUUAGCUCCCAUAAACUUUGUUCUUUGCACCCACUCCUCUUCACUACCACCAUACUCCAUUGCUCCCAUUCUCUCCCACAAAAUCUAUCUCGCGCUCGCUCGUGCUUUUUCUCUUACAAUGUCACCAUAUGAAGAAGACAAACAAGAGGAAACCCUCCAAAAGAUAAAACAGUAUAACAAGGUUGAUGUGAUUCAGAUUGGGCUAAGAACAGCUGCACUUGCAACGUCGAUAGCAGCUUCUUCCAUAGUAUUCACUUGUAAUCAAACUGCCAUUAUAUUUGGAAUGGAAAUGGUAGCCAAAUAUAGCUACUCCUCAGCUUUCAAGUUUUUUGCUUAUGCAACAGCAAUAGCAAGUCUGUUUUCUCUUCUUUCCUUGAUCUUCACCUUCAUUCGGCCGCGAAUUGCAUCAACUAAAUCUAAUCAUCAGCUGUUCUUCUUCUUGCAUGAUCUGGUAACAAUGACACUAUUACUAUCAGGGUGCGCGGCAGCAACAGCCAUAGGAUACGUAGCGCAAUACGGAUAUGAACAAUCAGGCUGGAUGCCAAUCUGUGACCAUUUUCAUAGCUUCUGCCACAAGGCCAUCGUCGGCAUAGUCUUUGGCUACUUAUCUUGCAUCAUCUUCUUCGUCCUCACCAUCAUCAACGCUACCAAGUCUAUCACUAAUCAUCACUAUAUUCCUUCUCAAAUCUAAAAUAAAAUUAAAUUGUUGUUGUAUACAUAGACCGAACUAAUGAACUUAUAAUUGUAAGAGAAUGCAUUAAUUAUGUUGUUGAUACCACGGCUUGGUUGUUGAUGAAUGAUGAUUUCAUUAGUAAGAAA